UGGCAUGGUCUUGUUCAUAAUGUAAAUAAAUGUAAAUUUGAAACGAAGCCGUUUAACUCGUGUAAUACUGUCUUGUAGAAUUUAAAUGUAAACAAAUACACUGUCGAAAACAUUGUAUUAAAAGUAAUUUCUACCUUUUUCGUUUAUUUUUUUGUAUCUGUCUUCUUCCAUCAUGUCUGCAGUUGGAAUUGAUUUUGGCAAUGAAAAUUGCUAUGUUGCUGUUGCUAAAGCGGGAGGAAUCGAAACUAUAACCAAUGAUUAUAGUCAACGCGCUACUCCGUCAUAUGUUGCUUUUGGUCCUACUUGCAGAGAUUUAGGAACAUCUGCAAAAAAUAAAUUUAUUACAAAUCUGAAGAGCACAAUCUGUAGUUUUAAGCGUCUUAUUGGGAAAAAAUUUAGAGAUCCUACAUUACAGUAUGAACUGUCAUAUUUACCAUUCACUGUUCAUGAAUUACCAAAUGGCAGUGUUGGUGUUAAGGUUUCAUAUUUAGGAAAUGAAGCAAUUUUUACUGUUCCUCAAAUAGCUGCUAUGUUAAUAACAAAAUUGAAAGAUAUUACCGAAACAGCCCUUGCAAGUAAAGUUACAGAUUGUGUGGUUUCUGUUCCAAUAUUUUUUACUGAUGCUGACAGAAGAGCAAUGUUGGAUGUCUGUAAAAUUGCUGGUCUGAAUGUUCUUCGCCUUCUUAAUGAAACUGCUGCUGUUGCUCUUGCUUAUGGUUUCUACCGCCAAGAUUUGUUAGAUGACAAGCCCAAAAAAGUUGUUUUUAUUGACAUUGGACAUUCAUCUGUACAGGCUUCACUUUGUGACAUGUAUCGAUCAAAGCUAGAAGUGUUACAUAGUACUUGGGAUUAUUGCCUAGGUGGCAGAGACAUAGAUAACUGUAUGGUUCGUUACUUCAGCCAAGAAUUCAAAACUAAGUAUAAUUUGGAUGUCUUAUCAAAUAAUCGUGCUAUAGUUCGUUUAUUACAAGAAUGUGAGAAGUUAAAAAAGCAGCUAAGUGCUAAUCCACAGGUACUUCCAUUAAGUAUUGAAUGUUUCAUGGAAGAUAAAGAUGUCUGUAGUUCUUUAGGCAGGGAGAAAUUGGAAGAGCUUUGUACUAGCAUUCUGGUCAGAAUAGAAACAGUCUUUAGGAAGCUGUUAAAUGAAUCAAGUGUUCAUCUAAAUGAAAUCUUUUCUAUUGAACUUGUUGGUGGCACUACCAGAAUGCCAGCUGUGAAAAGUAUUAUUAAAAGGGUUUUUGGAAAAGAACCAAGUACAACAUUAAAUUUGGAUGAAGCAGUUGCUCGAGGGUGUGCUCUUCAAGCUGCUAUGCUGUCUCCAACAGUAAAAGUCAAAGAAUAUGGUAUUACAGAUGUGCAACCUUUUUCAAUAAAGUUGGCUUGGAACAUAUCCAAAAAUGAACGUGGGGAUCUUGAAGUUUUUCCACGUAAUCACCCAGUCCCUUUUUCAAAACUGCUUACAUUCUUUAUAAGAGAAGAUUUUACGUUGGAUACAUAUUAUAGUGGUGGGAAAGAUAGAAGUGCUUCAGAUGUUCUUAUUGGUUCCUUUACCAUUAAGUAUAAUAGUCAGACACCCAGUGCUGAAAGUAUCAAAAUAGUAGUCAAAAUACGUAUUAAUAUUAAUGGAAUUUUCAGUGUUCGUUCUGCUGUUAUUGUUGACAAGGAUUUUAAGGAAAAUAUGACACUCGAUCAGAAAAAUGAAGACCUGUUAGAUGUGAAAAUCAAAACUGUAGAUUCUCCUCAGGAUACUGUUCUAAAUGAGGAAAAAAGAAGAGAUUUCUUUUCGUUGAAAAAACACAAAAAAAUUUUACAAGGUGUAGAGCUUCAAAUAAUGCCAAAAGUGCCUCAAUUGUCAGAUAGCGAGUUAAAAACAUUUAUUGAAUCGGAGCAAAGAAUGAUUCAUCAAGAUCGAUGCGAAGAAAGAAGAAUUAAUGCUAAGAAUUCUGUUGAAGAAUAUGUGUAUGAAAUGCGAGAUCAUCUCUCUAAUCAACUUAAACCAUAUACUGAUGAGCAGGAGUGCAUUGAUUUUAAGCAUAAACUUGGUUAUGUGGAAAAUUGGAUCUAUGAAGAUGGUGAAAAUCAAAAUGAAGCUGUUUAUGAAGAAAAAUUAUCUGAAUUGAAAUCAAUGGCUGAACCUAUCUUGAGAAGAAAAUAUGAAUGUGAACAUAGAACACCUGCUAUAGAAGAAUUUCAGAAUCUGAUCUCUGAAGCUCAAAACAUUUUAAGUUCUUACUUAUCUCCUGAUUCUCCAUAUUCUCAUAUUGAUCCUAGAGAUAUGGAAAUGGUUCAGAAACUUGUUGAUGAGAAAUUGAAAUGGCUUCAACAGCAAAUGGAAAGUUUAAAAGAGCUUAAAACACAUGAAAAUCCUCCUGUCUUAACUGAACAUAUAAAUGCUGAGAAAGAGAAAUUGAAGCAAGCAAUUUAUCCCAUUUUCAACAAACGAAAACCAAAAGCUGAAAAUCCCAAUACCAAGUGUCAGAAACCUCAGUCCAGUAAUAAUUGUUGAUAUUGUAUAUUUGUAAAUUAUCACAUUUAUUUAUUUCAUUAUGUAACAUAAUUAUGAGUAGAGUAAUUACAGAAAUGUGUAAUUUCAGAUUUAGUUGAUUUUCUAACUUACCACUUCAUUGUUAUCCAUGUUGCAAUAAUUCACAAGAGAUCUGUUUUUCUUUGUAAAUUUAUAUACAGUAGAGCAUUUCAUGUUUUGUUUCAAUUUACUGUGAUCUUUAUUUGUUAGAAACUCAUGUUUGGAAAUUAGAUUUUAUAAAAAGAGACUGUGUUGUAGAGUGUGAUUUAAUGUGAUUUUGCUUUGCAACAAUCAUUUCAAUAACUUCAUUGUAUUAAAUGUAAUUUUUAGCUUUAUGUAUUUAUUAUUUUGUUUAAUAUUUUUGGCCAUCUAAUUUUUGUGAAUGAACCUUAUCAACGCACACAUAAUACUGAAAGAUAGAAGAAAAUGAAUAUCAUAUUGGCUUAAAUGUAAGAUAAAGUCUUUCCCUUAAAACAUCCUUCUGAAAACCUUAGUCAUUGUGUAUAUCUGCAUUCCAGAUUUAAAAAAUUUCUUAAUUAUUCAUUUAUUAUUUAAUUUUUAUACUAAAGAAAAAGAAAAGUAUAUACAGUACAAAGUCCAUAUUUGGGACUUUGGCGGUUCCAGAUUAGAGAUCAUCAGUUUAAACCUGGUAAGAUGGCAUGCAGAAAUUAUACAGUUAAAAAUAUGAAACCAUAAUUUAUGAAAUAAAGAGCAAUUAUAAUCUAAAGUAUAUCAAAAUUUACAAAAAAAAAA
Stegodyphus dumicola is the source of this 3277-nucleotide messenger RNA. RefSeq names its product heat shock 70 kDa protein 4-like. The record is from RefSeq and is a predicted model, not a curated record. Gene Ontology annotation, molecular function: ATP-dependent protein folding chaperone; ATP binding. Lineage: Eukaryota; Metazoa; Arthropoda; Arachnida; Araneae; Eresidae. Gene Ontology annotation, cellular component: nucleus; cytosol. Gene Ontology annotation, biological process: protein folding.